Molecule: messenger RNA, 258 nt
Organism: Limulus polyphemus (Atlantic horseshoe crab)
Lineage: Eukaryota; Metazoa; Arthropoda; Merostomata; Xiphosura; Limulidae
Product: adhesion G-protein coupled receptor D1-like
Exons: 3
Biological process (GO): adenylate cyclase-activating G protein-coupled receptor signaling pathway; cell surface receptor signaling pathway
Cellular component (GO): membrane
Molecular function (GO): G protein-coupled receptor activity
Source: RefSeq, a predicted model, not a curated record
CUAAACACCGUAUUUGUCCUCGUUUCCAUGAAAAAGUUUUUUGCAUUACGUUCGGUGACACCGAAAAGCGAGAUCGAGAAGAUCCGAACUUUACUCCGGACUGGGAUGGUCAUUCUACCUUGUUUUUUCGUCAACUGGUUUUUCAGCGUCCUGGCUUUUGAAGAUGUUUUUACCGACAUUUUUCGAUAUGUAUUUGCCUUCACUAACAGUCUUCAGGGAAUCUUAAUCUUCAUGUUUUUUUGUGCUCUUAAUCCAAAG